Knipowitschia caucasica is the source of this 939-nucleotide messenger RNA. The record is from the annotation of a GenBank genome assembly. NCBI's taxonomy places the organism in Eukaryota, Metazoa, Chordata, Actinopteri, Gobiiformes, Gobiidae.
AUGUUCUGGGAGAGAGGACAGAGGACAGAGGACAGAGGACAGAGGAGAGAGGACAGAGGACAGAGGAGAGAGGACAGAGGAGAGAGGAGAGACGACAGAGGAGAGAGGACAGAGGACAGAGGAGAGAGGACAGAGGAGAGAGGAGAGAGGACAGAGGACAGAGGACAGAGGACAGAGGACAGAGGAGAGAGGACAGAGGACAGAGGAGAGAGGACAGAGGAGAGAGGAGAGAGGACAGAGGAGAGAGGACAGAGGAGAGAGGACAGAGGAGAGAGGAGAGAGGACAGAGGAGAGAGGACAGAGGAGAGAGGACAGAGGAGAGAGGACAGAGGAGAGAGGACAGAGGAGAGAGGACAGAGGAGAGAGGAGAGAGGAGAGAGGACAGAGGACGGAGGACAGAGGACAGAGGAGAGAGGACAGAGGAGAGAGGAGAGAGGACAGAGGAGAGAGGACAGAGGAGAGAGGACAGAGGAGAGAGGAGAGAGGACAGAGGAGAGAGGACAGAGGAGAGAGGACAGAGGAGAGAGGACAGAGGAGAGAGGAGAGAGGAGAGAGGACAGAGGACAGAGGACAGAGGAGAGAGGACAGAGGAGAGAGGACAGAGGACAGAGGACAGAGGAGAGAGGACAGAGGAGAGAGGAGAGAGGACAGAGGACAGAGGAGAGAGGACAGAGGAGAGAGGAGAGAGUACAGAGGACAGAGGACAGAGGAGAGAGGAGAGAGGACAGAGGACAGAGGAGAGAGGACAGAGGACAGAGGACAGAGGAGAGAGGAGAGAGGACAGAGGAGAGAGGACAGAGGACAGAGGACAGAGGAGAGAGGACAGAGGAGAGAGGAGAGAGGACAGAGGACAGAGGAGAGAGGACAGAGGACAGAGGAGAGAGGAGAGAGGACAGAGUAGAGGUACAUGAGAACAGGUACAUGAGCACAGGUACAUGA